Labeo rohita (rohu) is the source of this 1063-nucleotide messenger RNA. RefSeq names its product zinc finger BED domain-containing protein 4. Gene Ontology annotation, molecular function: protein dimerization activity. The transcript has 2 exons. The coding region runs from base 146 to 580 and encodes 144 amino acids. The record is from RefSeq and is a predicted model, not a curated record. Lineage: Eukaryota; Metazoa; Chordata; Actinopteri; Cypriniformes; Cyprinidae.
GGCAGCUGUCAAGAAGCGCUUCAGUGACGUCGAGACCAACCCACUGUACUUCAUCUCCACCAUACUUGACCCAAGGUAUAAAGAUCGCUUCUUCUCCAACAACACUGCUCCGGAGGCCAAGCUGCACCUGAAGCAGGAGCUGCAGAUGAUGUCCAGAGCUGAGGCAGAGGGGAGUCGGGCAGAAGCUGCAGAACCUCCUGCUAAACUGUUCCUCAAGGCCCAGGCCAGCACUAGCAGCAGUCUGGACACUGUAUUUGAAGAAAUCGCUAAGGAGCAGCCCCAGGCAGCACAGCCGCUGGCAGCAGGUGCUGCCAUUGAGCUCGACACAUACCUCGGAGAGGCCCCAAGCCCUCGUGAAGACAGUCCUCUGAAGUACUGGGGUGUCAACAAAAUCAGGUUCCCCACUUUGGCUAAAAUGGCCCGUAAAUACCUCUCAGCCCCAUGUAGCAGUGUGGAAAGUGAAAGGCUUUUUAGCUCAGUGUCACACAUUAUAGAUGAAAACAGAAACAGGCUGACUGCUGAUAAUGCAGAAAAGCUACUUUUCUUAAAAAAAAACCUGCCACUCACUUUUUCUAAAUAGGCUCCAUUAAGUGAGUCGUCUUAGACUUGAUGUUAAUACCUACCUCAGUUGCACUGACUGCCACAGUUCUAUGUUGGUGGAUGUUGUUAGUUUAUUCAAAUAUUGUGCACUAAAUAGCAAAGAUGUUUAUUAAUGCCCCUUGUGUUGUCAAAAAAAAGGCAGAGUUUACAACAAACUGAAAAAAAUACUUGAGUUGCACUGUCACUGUUUAAAUUUUUUUUAUAAUUAUUUAUUCUGUAAUAUGUUGCAUACAACAUGCUUUUCAUUUUAAAUAAAUGUUCUUAAUUCCAAACUAGUCCCUUGUUUUUUUGUUAAAUUAUAUGACUAAAGCUGUUACCUGUAAAUCAUGUUUUUAUUAAGUACUUGGUAUCGGUAUCGGCGAGUACUGAAAUGCAAGUACUCGUACUCAUACUCGUUUUCCAAAAAAGUGGUAUCGGUGCAUCCCUAUAAAAAAGCUCAAUUUAACAAGUAGGUAUAACUGCA